Peronospora matthiolae is the source of this 198-nucleotide messenger RNA. NCBI's taxonomy places the organism in Eukaryota, Oomycota, Peronosporomycetes, Peronosporales, Peronosporaceae. The record is from the annotation of a GenBank genome assembly.
AUGGUUCUCGUGCCCGGAUAUUUGGAAGACGCGGGAUUUCACCGCGAGUCCCAAGAUGAGGAAGAAGUCAAGGUCAUGAUAGAACCGAAGACUGAAUACCCACUGGAUGACCGACCGCCAGUGACACAAGAAGACAAAAAAGAGUCGAAGGUCCUACCGGACCUUGAUAGGGGUCCGUUCGAUUUGGUCAAGUUUUAA